Molecule: messenger RNA, 1240 nt
Organism: Ilex paraguariensis (yerba mate)
Lineage: Eukaryota; Viridiplantae; Streptophyta; Magnoliopsida; Aquifoliales; Aquifoliaceae
Source: the annotation of a GenBank genome assembly
AUCCGUACUUGUCUAUGGCGUCACACUUUCAGACUCUUUUACAUUAAUCCAAGGAGAAGGAGUAAAAUCCAGAAAUUGAGCGAAUCGAGACAAUAGCAAUAAUUAAAUCUACAAAGACAGCGAAAAGGGAUGAAAAGGGGGUGAUGGGGUGUCAUGAAUCGUGAUCGCUGGUGCUGAUAAUCAUUGUUGUCGCUGUUUGGUUUUGAAUUUGAAUUGUUCGAUCUGAGUUAGAGAGAGAGAGAGAGAGAGAUUGGGGGGACUAGGGUUUGUGGAAUCGAUUUCUGGAAAGAACGGUAUUUGAAGACGAUGGAGGUGAUCCUCCAUAUAUAUGACGUCACCAAUAGUGGUUCAGAUAAGACCAACAACACCAUUCUUCAGAUCAACAAGAUCUUCAAGGACGGCAUCGGUCUUGGUGGCAUAUUCCACAGCGCCGUCCAGGUAUAUGGAGAUGAGGAAUGGUCAUUUGGGUUUUGUGAAGAAGGCACUGGUGUUUUUAGUUGUCCUUCUGGAAAGAACCCAAUGUACAAGUAUCGCGAGUGCAUUGUGCUUGGAAAGACAGAUUUUUCCAUCUUCAAGGUCAAUCAGGUCCUGAGGGAACUUAGUAGAGAGUGGCCCGGGAACUCAUAUGAUUUGUUGUCAAAAAACUGUAAUCACUUCUGUGAUGAAUUCUGUGAAAGACUAGGCGUGCCUAAACUUCCUGGUUGGGUUAACAGGUUUGCCAAUGCGGGUGACACUGCUGUUGAAAUUGCAGGAAACACAGCCUUUAGGCUGAGACAAGCUAAAACAGAGAUAGUAUCAGCCAGCAAAGUCGCCUAUCGAUUUCUUGCGAGUGUUGGUUCCAACAAUUCAAUUGUGGCACCAGAGUCCCCUGGCAAUUCGAAUAGAGGAACUCCCAGAUUUCAGGUUACUUGGUUUAAAAAUCUUGUAUCUACUGGUGCCAAACCAUCAGGUACUUCAGAACCCGAAGACCCAGAUGAGAACAUUAUCCAGCAGCAACAGCGGAAAGAUGCAGAGACUUCCCUGCCACAGAGCUCACGACAUGAUAUCUAAGGUCGUGUUUCCUCAAGACAUUUAUUGCAAGUUUACUAGUUGACCAUGCAAAGCCGUUAUCAAUUUAUUCAUUGUGAAAUUAAAGUGUAAUGUUCAGUCUUUGUUCCAAUUGCGAAUUCCUCGUUGCUGCCCAAGAGACAGAAGUUACAUUGAAUAGACAUCAUUCUUCCUAGUUUUUUCCAUCUUUCAG